This is a messenger RNA of Paramuricea clavata, 419 nucleotides long. Lineage: Eukaryota; Metazoa; Cnidaria; Anthozoa; Malacalcyonacea; Plexauridae. The record is from the annotation of a GenBank genome assembly.
AUGGAAAGAUUAUGCCGAGACAUGUCUCUUGCAAAUCAGUAUUGGCUAAACCGUUGCAAAGUUGCUAAUAUUAGCCCGCUUGCUAAAAUUGACAUCCGGACAGAAUAUCCUGACUUUAGAGGAAUUAAUGUGACCCCGGUUGUCGUAAGAACAUUUGAAAUAACAUUAUACCGAACACUUAAUAAGAGUAACUUGGAGGGAUAUUUGAAUGUUUCACAAUUCGCAUAUCGAACGGAUGCAGGUAGUUGUGUUAAUGCCUUGUUAAAAAUGCAGCAUAUUUUUCUUGCUGCUUUAGAUAAAAAUGAUGCUACGGCAGUUAGAAUGUUUACUAUGGAUUUCUCAAAAGCAUUCGACAAUGUGAAACAUCACCUGGUUGAAAAAUUGAAAUAUAAUCCUUUUAACCCUUAUAUUAUAAAUUG